UGAUGAUGUUAAAGAAUUCACUUACAUUGAAGACUGUUUGGACGUGUCGUACGGUGGUUGCCAGUAGCCGUUCGAUGUCCUCCUUGGAAAGCAACCAUUAUACGAACAAUACGGAUUUACCACUUCCUCCUUCCAUGCAAAAAAAGACAGCACAAGAAACAAAGACCAUCAAGAAGGAGUUAUUCUCGGAUGAGACCAGAACCAGACUUGAACGUCUUCGCCAACACCGUUUUCAUCCUUCCAAUAUUCCGGAUUCUCCUGAUUUUGGUACCAAUCAACACAUGAAUAUUAACGAGGAAUUAAAAUUACAAUUAAAAAACGUCGUUUCACAAUUUAAUGCACCCGUAAGAUAUGCUGUUGCAUACGGAAGCGGCGUCUUUCACCAAUCUGGCUACGAUGAAAAGAAAAAACCAAUGGUCGACUUUAUCUUUGGUGUAAGUCAUCCAGGUCAUUGGCACGCUUUAAACAUCCAACAAAACCCUCAUCAUUAUUCAAGUGUCCGUUGGCUGGGUUCCGGCGCCGUCACUUUAUUACAAGAAAAGAUAGGUGCUGGCGUCUACUUUAACCCUUAUGUGCAAGUCAAUGGCAUGAACAUUAAAUACGGUGUGGUAUCCAUAGAGAAACUAUGCAAAGAUUUGAUCGACUGGGAAACGCUUUAUUUGGCAGGCCGUAUGCAUAAACCAGUAAAGAUUCUUCGUGAUGAUUCUCGGGUGCGUUUAGCCAACCAAGUGAAUUUGACCGAAGCAGUACGAGUAGCCCUUUUGACUUUACCCGAAAAAUUUUCAGAGAAAGAACUUUAUGAUCGUAUUGCUGGUAUCAGUUACAAGGGUGAUUUCCGCAUGAUUAUUGGCGAGAACCCCAAUAAAGUCCAGAAUAUUGUGAACACACAGAUGGAGAAUUUCCAUCGACUUUAUUAUGGCUUAUUGGAUGAUUUGCCUAAUGUCACCACAUUAAACGGAGGACAACUUCAGCAGAGUGAUAACCCUAGAUACCGCGGUUUGAUGGUCAAGAAGUUACCCAAGACAUUAUAUGAUAAAGUCAUUCGACAACAUCGCAAUUAUGCUUGUAGUCAUCAGAUAGACAUUCCCCAGGAUAUGACGGCCGUUUAUGAACAAGUGGCUCAGUCCGAGGCCUUGCGGAAUUACAUUGAUGAUAGUCUCACCGAGAUUAUUGCGGGUACCGCCAUCACCCAAAGUAUCAAAGGCAUAUUCACUGCCGGUACUUUGAAAACCGGUCGAUAUGCUGGGGCUAAAUUAAGUAAAUGGUGGGCUGCUAAAAAGUAAAUAUCAUACCCCCCCCUUUUCAUCUAAUAGACCUUGCACACAUAACACUCAAAAAAAUAAUAAAAAUGUCAUAAUAUAAAAAAAAAAACCUUAAUUAUAAAAAUAAGCUAAAAUAAAAAAAACUUUUUUU
This is a messenger RNA of Mucor mucedo, 1413 nucleotides long. RefSeq names its product mitochondrial matrix Mmp37-domain-containing protein. Lineage: Eukaryota; Fungi; Mucoromycota; Mucoromycetes; Mucorales; Mucoraceae. Gene Ontology annotation, molecular function: phosphatidate cytidylyltransferase activity. Gene Ontology annotation, biological process: CDP-diacylglycerol biosynthetic process; cardiolipin biosynthetic process. The transcript is spliced from 4 exons. Gene Ontology annotation, cellular component: mitochondrion. The record is from RefSeq and is a predicted model, not a curated record. The annotation marks the transcript as partial.